This is a messenger RNA of Zophobas morio, 746 nucleotides long. RefSeq names its product cyclin-dependent kinases regulatory subunit-like. The transcript is spliced from 3 exons. NCBI's taxonomy places the organism in Eukaryota, Metazoa, Arthropoda, Insecta, Coleoptera, Tenebrionidae. The record is from RefSeq and is a predicted model, not a curated record. Gene Ontology annotation, cellular component: SCF ubiquitin ligase complex; cyclin-dependent protein kinase holoenzyme complex. Gene Ontology annotation, biological process: regulation of mitotic cell cycle. Gene Ontology annotation, molecular function: ubiquitin binding; histone binding; cyclin-dependent protein serine/threonine kinase activator activity. The coding region runs from base 277 to 546 and encodes 89 amino acids.
AUCACGUUUUUUGCAAUUUCGGCAAAAUGUCGAUGCAAAGUCGCUCUUUUCGGGCUUUCGGUCCCAAUAAUAACGCGCUUGCGGUCAAUUUUGUUAUUAUUUUCAAACAAGUUUGGUGAAUUUGGGCUGCAAUGUUGGCAACACAAUUAAAAGUUUCAGCCGUUAGUUGUUUUGUUUGAAAGAAGUGUUUUGCGUCCAAGAGAAAGCACCUGUAUGUAUCAAAAGAAGCAAAAAAACCUGUUUAUCCACACGUGCUAAAAAGCCAAAUUUCGUAAUAUGGACCGCAUAACACUCGAAGAGCUCCAACGAAAUAUAUACUACUCGAAUAAAUACUACGACGACGAGUAUGAAUACAGACACGUAAUGUUGCCCAAGGAAAUGGUCCAACUGGUGCCUAAAAGUCAUUUGAUGUCGGAGGAGGAAUGGCGAAGGAUUGGAGUGCAACAGAGCCAUGGUUGGGUACAUUACAUGACACACGCACCAGAGCCCCACAUUCUCCUAUUUAAAAGACCCAUAACGACGCCCCCGGCAAAGAACGAGAAGUAGUAGUCGGGUUAAUUUUUAAGUUUGGAUGUUUUAUUUAUGUAAACGCGUGGUGUUUACACAAUGCUCACUCGAGCCUAUGUAUAGCUCCCUAAUUUUCAAACAAGGCUGUUUUUAUGUUGUAUCAAAGUCAUGUUUCGUUUUUCUUGCAAGUGUGACUUCUGUGCUUCAGUGUUUUUUUAAUAAAGUUACUUUUAUAUGAA